Molecule: messenger RNA, 2979 nt
Organism: Plasmodium malariae
Lineage: Eukaryota; Apicomplexa; Aconoidasida; Haemosporida; Plasmodiidae
Product: conserved Plasmodium protein, unknown function
Exons: 1
Coding region: 1-2979 (992 amino acids)
Source: RefSeq, a predicted model, not a curated record
AUGUUUAAUAGAAGAGGCUCAUCAAGUACAUUUUCUAGUAAAAAUUACUUGCUAUUAAAAAUGUAUCACAUAAAAUCAUAUAGCUUUAAAACUCAUAAAAUAGCCAUUUGUGGUAAAGCCAAAUGCAGAGAACAAUGUCGCUUUUUUCAUAAUGCAACUUAUUUGGAAGACUUAAAAAUGUAUGAUUUAAACUUCAUUGAACGAGUAAAAACUGAUAGCAAAGAAAGGUACAAAGAAGGUGAGACAUAUGGUAACGUGCAGGAGAAUUCUGCAAAUGUAGAGUUGAAAAGGGGGUACUCACAAUGUAGUAGGGAUGUAAUACCUAAAGACUGUAAAUAUGAUAUAUAUGGUAAACAUGAAAAAUAUGGUAAAUAUUGUAAAGAUGGCGAAGAAGAGGACGACCCAAAGUACAAAGAAUCCCCUUCCAGUAGUAACCCUAAUGAGGUUCAAAAAAAUCGAGAAACAAUCAAGAAUAAACUAAUAUAUGAACUAUUAACCGGGAAAGAAAAUAAAAGUGAAAGAAUCUACUACCUUUUAGAAUUCCUAUCAAAUGAAAAAUGUAACAAUAAUAACAACUUCUCUACCCUUUUUAUGAUAACAAAAAUGUAUAAAAAUGUAAUUAUGAAAAAUGAUAAGGCUCGUUGUUCUAACACCAAAAUUAUAAACUAUGUUAAAGAAAGUAUAAAUUUUGUAACACAUUAUUAUAGGUAUCAUGAUUACUUAUUUAAAUGCUUUGAACUUCUAUGUAUAUUUAAUAUAAGCGAUAUUAAACUAUAUCAGAAAGUCCUUUACCUAAUCCUCAAGCAUUCAACUAAUGAAGAGACAAAUAUUAUUUCAUGCUAUUAUAUUAUUAAACAUUUAUAUAGUAAGAAGUUAUACAAUAAAUUAAUUGGUAACUUGUUAGCUAAAUAUCUUAUGAGAAAAUCAUUUUUCAAUUUUUUGGAAAAACAAAAUUGUGUAAAAUCUAGCUUUUUAAUAUUUUUGAAUUAUAUCAUCCACUCUAAUGUGUAUAUAAUAUCUCAUGAUGUUUUACAGAAAUAUGUACAUUAUUUUAGUGAUGUAAUAUUAGUGAAACACUUAGAAUAUAAAAAUGUAAGUAAUGUGAAUGAAUUAAUAGAAUUUCAGAAUAUAUUAUUAACAUGCAAUUUCUAUAAUGACAAAUUAAAUUCAUUGAUUAAAAAAUAUAUACAGACAUUUUUAAAUACCAUAAUAAGUCCAUCUGAUAUGCUACUACUCUCAUCAAACUUGUUGCUUAGUUUUACAAGAAAUGAUCAUAUUUUGAUUUUUCCAAAUAAGAAAUGUCCAAAUUAUUUUAGCGAAAUACCAUCAGAGGGAGAAAAAAUGAUUAAUAAUGUUACACAAUUUAAUCAGAAUUACAGAAAUUUUUUAUGUAUGAAGACCCUUGCAAAUACAGUUGUUAGAACUAAUGACAACUACAUUUCAAAUGUUAAUACAAACACUAACCUAGAUUAUAUUCUAAGAUAUUUUGUAUUAUCUUCAUAUUGUCAUUUUACCCUAUUCUCCAAUUGGUGGUCUGACACUUCUAUAUAUUGGAAAUUAAAAAAAAAAAAAAAAAAAAAAACCAUUUUAAGGGAAAGAUUACCAUAUAAAAAUCAUUUAAGGGAAAAAAUUACGCAUCUUUUAAAUGUUAUACUAUACAAGUAUAAAUAUUCUAAAAAAGCUAGCCAAAAUAAUGUAGAACAAGAGGAACAAAAUGCACUUUUGGAGGACCAACAAGAAAGAAAAAAUAUAGAGGAAGAAAACGAGUUACAGUUACUUAGAUAUAAAUACGUACCAUAUUUAUUCAAAUCACUUGUUCGAAUAUCGAUAUUUAACACCAAUUUGAUACGAAGCGAACCUAUUAUUCUAUUAUUCGAAAAUUUAUUUUUAGAUUGUGUUAAUGCUUAUAUAACGAACUAUGAAAUGGAAAGGGGGAAAAAUUAUAUGAACACUGAUAACUCUGCAAAAAAAAGUGACCAGAGAAAAUUGGGACCCUCUAUCACGUAUACUAAUUGUACUAAUAAUGAGAUAUCAAAUAUUGUGUACAGGUUAAUAAAAACACAUGAACAGUCAGAUUUAUUAGAAAAUUAUAACCUUAGCCUAUAUGAAAUAAGUUCUAUAUGUGAGUGUUCUUUUCUUUUGAAAUAUUUGCAAGAAAAGGAAAUGGAAAAUAUGGAAGUAAGAUUUACUCUAAACACUUCUGUUGAUAUAUUUGAAAAAACGCUAUACAUGUUUUUAGAUAAAAUUAGUAUAAAAUGUAUGAAUACAAAACUGAAUCAUUUUAUCUUAAAUAGACACUAUUUACACAAUAUCUUAUUGCAUGAGUACGUAAAUUAUGGAAAUGCUUUUUUUAAAUACUAUUUGUUGUUAAGAGUAAUUCUACCUCUACUGUUUAGUGAUUCCCUCUCAGAAUGUUUAAGUGUAACCAGAAGAACUCUUGUUCAUAUCAUGUCUUUCUUAUUUGUCUCUAAAUUAUCAAGCUUCUCUUCGCUUAGAGAUGAUAUAAACGAAACAGCUUUCGACAUCAGCAGAAGCCGCAACAGCAAUAGCAACAUCAAUAGCAACAACAACAACACCAGCAAUAACGCCAACGAUAACACCAUCAACACUAAUAGUAGUAGUAAUAGUAUCAUUUUAAAUAAUUAUGUCAAAUGGGAAAAUUCUAUCAUAUCUAUAAACAAUCAAAGAAGAAUAAGAAAGAAAACGAAAACAAAAAGAUUCUUAUUGGAUUUCAUAUACGCUGGAGAGUUAAUGAGGCCUACUUCCAUAUACAUUAUGUGCUUAUUUCAGAUAACUAAGUAUGAUGAUAUGUACGAUUAUUUUUUAAGAGAUGUUUUAAAAACUGAUUAUAUCACUCCUGAAAAUAAAACAGAGUUUUCAAUUUUUAUAAAUAAGUUGAGUGCCUCAACAAAUGUGAGUAUUAGGAGAAUUCUUAAUGAUAACAGAAAAAAAAAAAAAAAAGAAAUACAAAAAACCUAA